AUGUCAGUUAAUCGAAAAACUGUAGUAUUGCGAGGUGGUGCUCCUUGGGGUUUUCGACUUUCAAGUAGUAGUCGUACACCUGUAUAUAUUGAUAAGGUACGCAGUCAAAGUAAGGCAGCACUAGGCGGUCUUACAACAGGUGAUACACUUGUAUCGGUUAACGGUGUACCAUCAGUACAACAAUCUUUACGAGAAAUAAAUGACGUAAUAGGUAGUGUUCGUGAUCAACUUGUUCUCGAAGUACAAAGUUCAACACAACCUCGUUCAAAUCGAUUUGAUUCAACGUCAAGUUUAGAUACGAAAGAAAAUAGUCCUGUUUACUCACUACAACGUAUAACUCCACAAUCACCAUCAAUGGAUUAUCAUCAAUAUAAUAAUUCUUCACGUAUUACACCUGCGUAUCCAUCAUAUACAUCAACAACAGGUUAUAAUCAAUACGAUAAUCAUCGAGAUCCACGUUAUACCGAUUCAUAUGGACGUUCAAUUCAAAAUCCAUUACCAGCAAUGUUUCGUACAGCUACAAUGGCAUCGAAUUCACCACAAACACCUUCAGCUUCAACAAGAGGACAACAAUAUAGUUAUCAUUUACCAACAUCAAAUAGUAUGUAUGAUACACCACGUAAUUAUAAUGGAGCUAUGUCAAGUGGUUAUGUUUCGGAUACAAAUGAUGUUCGACGUUCUUCAAUUUCUAUGCGUCCAACAAAUAGUUCAAAUUCUAAUAUACGUCGUACUACUAAUAAUAAUAAUAUUAAUAAUAAUCCAAAUCCACAACAAUCGUAUUAUUCAAAACCAGCAACAACUUAUAAUACAAGGAUUAUACAAAAUAAUGAUCAAAGUUAUUUCAGUGAUUCAGAAUAUGCUUCAUCUGGUCCACGCUAUACAAAAAUUAGUCGACAAGCAAAUCCAGUUCGACGACCAAGUAAUGUUGUUUUACCAAUACGUUCAAUAACAAGUAAAGCAUAUGAUGAAUAUGUACCACCUCAACAACCUAAACAACAACCAAUUGAUGUGUAUCGUUAUCAACAAGAGCAACGAGAACGUGAACAACGCGAACGUGAACAGCGAGAACGUGAACAACGUGAACGUGAACGUGAAAGACAAGAACAAAUACAGAGACAAUUAUAUGAACAGCAACAAGCAGCAGCAGCAGCUGCCGCUGCUCGUUAUAAUCUAUCGCAAGAUCAUAGACGUAAAUCUGAUCCAACUAUUGAUCAUGAACUUGGUGCUGAUCUGCUCAAAUCACCUAUUGCAAAUAAGAAGGUUUAUGCUGAUUCAAGCUUCUUUAAAACUUCUUUUAAUACUUAUCCAACAAUAGAAGAACAAAAAAAAAUGGCACAUAAAAUUGCCUCCAUACUUCAAGGAGGGGAUCCAACAUCAAAAGGUGCAUCGAAAUUUGAAAGACAACGUCAACGAGCUGAAAAAUAUACUCUCGAAGCUGAAGCAAAUGCUACUCCGACGCUGAGUACAAGUAAUUAUCGUCCAUUACGUCCUGUACAAACGAACGAUAUACCAUUUACACAUCAUCCACCACCACCACCACCGCCAUUCGAUACAUCAAAUGUACCUGAUUGUAUUAAACAUAGUUUAGAUCAAGCUCAAUAUGUUAAUCCAUUACGAUAUGUUGGUGCCCCGGAUAAUUUUAAACAAAUGCAUAUGCAGGAACAUGUUACACAUACAAAUGUCUCACCACAAGCUGCAAUGAGUCUCGUUGCUGAUUUAAAUGCAAAUCGUGGAAAAGGUGCUGCCUUGUUUCAAAAACGUAAAGCUCGUUCUGAAAAAUGGGUAGUUGAUGAAAAUAAUGUUAAGAAACAAGGAUUUCAACCAACAUCAACUCAUAUUAGCCCAACAUCUCAACCAUGGGGCCAGGUUGCACCCGAUUCAUGGUCUGGCGAUGAAGGACCUUAUACAGGACCAAAUUUUUCGCCAGUUCGACCAAAAUUUAAUCCACCUGCUCCUCCUUCUGCAGCUCCCUCUGUACCUGAACCUAUUCUAUCACCUCCGCCAACACAAAAUGCACCGAGAUUUGGAGAUUUUAAUGCUAAACCAAAAGGUUUUGGCAGUUGGAAUACGGAAAAUGUAGCACCAAAAUCACCACGUGGAAGUAUUGAUUCUCGAAAACCAUUGAAUUUAGCUAUGGAACCAAGUAUUCGUGAAGGUAUUGCUGAAUCACAUAUGCGAAAUGCAUCUCAACCAUUUUCACCACCAUACAAUUCUCAGCCACUAUUUUCUCCGAAUUCACAACAACAACAGAAUAAUGAUUUUUUUAAUUUUCCAUCUUCAAAUGUUCUUGGUAAAUGGAAAAAUCAAGAAUAUUCACCAUGGAAUCAAUCAUCAGCACAAGAUUCUCAAAGAUCACAAAUGCCAAUGACUCGUGAAGGUAUUGAUCAAUUACGUCAACGGCUAACACAACAAAAUCCACCACCACCACAACCAGUAAAUCAACCUUAUUCUGCAUAUAAUCAACGUAGUGGGAAUAGUGCUAGUUAUAAUCCAUAUCCGUCAACUCAAGGACCACCACAACAGCAACAUUUUACAGAUCUCUAA
This is a messenger RNA of Adineta steineri, 2544 nucleotides long. The record is from the annotation of a GenBank genome assembly. Lineage: Eukaryota; Metazoa; Rotifera; Eurotatoria; Adinetida; Adinetidae.